Molecule: messenger RNA, 265 nt
Organism: Truncatella angustata
Lineage: Eukaryota; Fungi; Ascomycota; Sordariomycetes; Amphisphaeriales; Sporocadaceae
Exons: 1
Coding region: 21-212 (63 amino acids)
Source: RefSeq, a predicted model, not a curated record
UGACCGCGCCGCCGGACAGAAUGGGCCAAUCAAUUAUACUGCAAGCUAGCAAGAUGGAUCCCAAGCCAUUCUCGAAGCAAGCGAUUAUCCCUGCACAUCCCUCCAUGCUCCAGGUACCUCUCGUGGGGCCAUGCACACAGCCUAGAGCCAUGUCACUUUUCAUUCCGCAUACUCCGUACCCAGAUUUUUUCUUUCUUUUCUUCUUUGGGUAGCUCUAGCAGUCAAGCUCAAGGUUUCGCGCGCCAGUUUUUUUUUUUUUUUUUUU